This is a messenger RNA of Sphaeramia orbicularis (orbiculate cardinalfish), 1803 nucleotides long. RefSeq names its product deoxyuridine triphosphatase (gene dut). Lineage: Eukaryota; Metazoa; Chordata; Actinopteri; Kurtiformes; Apogonidae. The transcript is spliced from 6 exons. Gene Ontology annotation, biological process: dUTP catabolic process; dUMP biosynthetic process. Bases 1231 to 1740 code for a protein of 169 amino acids. The record is from RefSeq and is a predicted model, not a curated record. Gene Ontology annotation, molecular function: dUTP diphosphatase activity; magnesium ion binding.
UGACACGGAUGUUGCAGAGUCUCUGUGGUGUUCUCGUACCAUGGUCUCCGCCGCCUGUCGGUGCGGCUCCAAGGUUCUUUCUAAGGCACUUUCACACUCAGAUGCUCACCCGAAGCAAAGGCAAGAAAGACAAAACUAUGAGAACCUUUAUUUCCGGCAUUUUUCCGUGUUUUACGUUAGCUGUGCUAGCAUGUGGAGGUGUUUAUAACUGCUCGUUUGGGUCGUAGCAUGUUUGAUUACUUUGUCUUUUUGUCGUACAAAGAAAUUGAACUGGGGUCAGAUUAAUUAAUUUGCAGUCCCUGCGUUAAAUCAACCGUAUUCUGUUUCAGAUACGUUCCGGUUUGUUGUGUUAUGUGGAUGGUUUGUUUCUUUUUUUCCCCAAUUCUCGCGAGAACUGUCACGCAGCAUAGCGUUGACGACGGGGUUGCCGUAGUUACAGAGCUACACUGCUUUCAGCUUCUUUUUUACUCAUUAGAACAUAAUUGACCACAACUUCACCCAGUGACAGAUAAAUGAACCGUAUUUUGUUUAAGAUAAGUUCCGUUUUUUUGUGUUGUGUGUAUGGUUUAUUUUAGUUUUUCCCCAAUUCUCGCGAGAACUGUCAUGCAGCAUAGCGGUGACGAAGGAGUUGCCAUAGUUACAGAGCUACGCUGCUUUCAGCUUCUUUUUUAUUCAUUAGAACAUAAUUGACCACAACUUCACCCAGUGACAGAUAAAUGAACCGUAUUUUGUUAAAGAUACGUUUCGGUUUUUGUGUAUGUGAAUGGUUAGUUUCUUUUUUCCAAUUCUCGCGAGAACUGAGACGCAGCAUAAUGGUGGCGAAGGAGUUGCCAUAGUUACAGAGCUACGCUGUUUUCAGCUUCUUUUUCAUUCAUUAGAACAUAAUUGACCAAAACUUCACCCAGUGUCAGAUAUACAGGAAGUGAAAUGAGCUGUCGAAGUUAAUGCGUGUUAGUUUUCCGUUGUGUGUUCAUGUAUUUGUCCUGAUUUGGGGGGAGGAGCUAAUUUGGCGCAAUUUCCAGCGCGGGAGAUUCCAUUCAAAGAGCCGAACACCCGCCAGAUCUGCAGUAGAAGCUUUAGUGUUCGGAUCCUGCGCUAGAGGUCUGCUCCUGGGUCUGUGGGUCAGCUGCUAGUUAGUGCUCCGUCGGUACCAUUGGUUUAUUUAAUGAUCAGUAGUUUAGUUAACUAGUGUAAAGGUGUUUAAUAGUAAAAGAACAACAUUGUGCCGACAUGCCCGUCCUAGAGGUUACAGACGCUUCUGCAGUUUCUCCAUCGAAGAGGCCGAGGACAGAAGGAAGACCUGCAGAGGAAAGGCCUGUCCUCAGGUUCGCCAAACUGUCAGAGUAUGCAACGGCCCCCACCAGAGGAUCAGCCAAAGCUGCAGGAUAUGACCUGUACAGUGCCUACGAUUACUCCAUUGGACCUAUGGACAAGGCCAUAGUGAAGACAGACAUCCAGAUAGCAGUUCCACACGGCUGCUAUGGGAGAGUAGCGCCCAGAUCUGGACUGGCAGCGAAGCACUUCAUCGACGUUGGCGCUGGAGUCGUGGAUGAAGAUUACAGGGGCAACGUAGGAGUCGUACUCUUUAACUUUGGAAAGGAGACGUUUGAAGUGAAAAAGGGCGACCGAGUGGCUCAGCUGGUGUGUGAGAGGAUCUGUUAUCCAGACCUGGAGGAGCAGGAGACACUGGAUGAGACUGAACGUGGCGCUGGAGGCUUUGGAUCCACUGGACGCAACUGAAACCUCAGAGAAGUGAAUAUUGUAUCCGAUACUUGACCUGCUAAUAAAGUAUUCUUUUGUACU